AUGGAAGGUGUUGAUAAUGAAGUUCUUAUUAUUGAGAAUAAUGAUGAGGCUUCUGUUUGGACUCAAAGGCAUGAAGAAAUUUUCAUUGAACUUAUGGAGGAAGAACAAAAGCAUAAGGAUUUUAAGUCUUUACUAAAAGAGACUGGUAUGGGAUACAAUGCUGUGACUGGAAAAGUUAGUGCGACUGAUGAAGUUUGGGAUAAACUUAUUCGGGUUAACAAGUCUGCUAAAAGAUUUAGAAAGAAAGGUUGUAAGUUUUAUGAGAAAUUAUGCACUAUCUUUGGUGAUACUACUGCAACUGGUUCCAAUGCUCAUCCUUCAACUCGAAGUCCUUCUAAUGAUGGAGAUAAUAAUGAUGAUGAUGCAACGUCGAUAAGUCAUUCUACUAGGAAUGAAGAAAGUGGUUUCGAUGAGGAUGGUAGCAAAAGAAAAGGUAAAUCAACAGCUACUUUGAACUCUCGAUCAAUAAAAAGAGCAAAGUUCUCAUCAGCUUUGGCAGAUGCACUGGCAACAUAUAAUGAAACUACAAAGUGA
This is a messenger RNA of Humulus lupulus (European hop), 534 nucleotides long. RefSeq lists its product as uncharacterized. The transcript is spliced from 3 exons. Bases 1 to 534 code for a protein of 177 amino acids. NCBI's taxonomy places the organism in Eukaryota, Viridiplantae, Streptophyta, Magnoliopsida, Rosales, Cannabaceae. The record is from RefSeq and is a predicted model, not a curated record.